Syngnathus typhle (broad-nosed pipefish) is the source of this 2141-nucleotide messenger RNA. RefSeq names its product gsg1-like 2b (gene gsg1l2b). The transcript has 5 exons. Bases 151 to 1065 code for a protein of 304 amino acids. Gene Ontology annotation, cellular component: plasma membrane. The record is from RefSeq and is a predicted model, not a curated record. Lineage: Eukaryota; Metazoa; Chordata; Actinopteri; Syngnathiformes; Syngnathidae.
GGAGAAGCAGAUGCGAGAGGCGCGUGGAAGAUCCACACAGCAAUUAGCCGCGGAUAGAUAGAUCAUCGAUUGGAUUGUGUGUGAGAGCAUUGGAGGAGGAGGAGAAAUCACUGGGAUUAAAUCAAUCCUGGGCUUUGUUCUGCCGGCGCUAUGGGAAUAGACCGGCGGCGGAGAGCGUCGCUGGCCCUUACCUUGAACUUUCUGGCCUUGGUCCUGGCUGUGUCAGCUCUGGGAACGAGCCACUGGUGCGCCGGCACGCGCAAGGUGGUCAAGCCCUUCUGCAGCGGUCCCGUGACCACCAAGCAGUCUUUCUGCAUCAGGUUCAACAGCUCCAAUUUGAACGACACGCGGCUGGUGCAGUACAUCUGGGAGACGGGCGAGGACAAAUAUAUCAUGAGGAAGUUUCACACCGGCAUCUGGUUCUCCUGUGAGCAGAACGUCAACAUGACUGGUGAAGACUGCAGGAAUUUCAUCUAUGUUGCACCUGCCAAUGAACGAGGGGUGCUGUGGCUGUGCAUCGUGGCAGAGUGCCUGUAUAUCAUGCUCUUGGCCACCGGAGGAAUCCUCAUGUGGAUAGAAGUGUGCCAGUUUGGCAACGUCAUCGACGGCCUGAAACUCAACGCCUUCGCUGCCAUAUUCACCGUGCUUUCGGGCCUGCUGGGGAUGGUGGCCCACAUGAUGUUCACCACAGCCUUCCAGCUCACAGUCAGUCUGGGACCAGAAGACUGGAAACCCCAGACGUGGGAUUACAGUUGGUCGUACAUAUUAGCGUGGAGUUCCUUCACGGCGUGCAUGGCCUCCUCCGUCACCAUUAUCAAUGGCUACACCAAAACCAUCCUUGAAUUCAAGCACAAGCGAAGGAACAUUGAGAAGAACUUGAAAAUCAAGCAGAAGCUGUUGGAGUUGGACGCUCCUGAGCAGGUGUGGGACAUGUACAUCAGCUCCAUGCCAAGUACUGCAGAGGAACUGCUGGACCUUUCGUCCAAUGACCGCAAACUCUCCAAUACCUCCAUCUUCUUGGACCUCAACGACCUGCCGGACCAGCAUGGGGAAGAGUAUUGCUAGAAAGGGCGAGUUGGAAAUGAACUCGUUCACUGUCAAACGUGACUUUGCAGUGAAUGAGUUAAACAGCAUCACCUUGUGGUUUUUUUAAUUCUACAAAAAAAAGCCCUGGGAAGCAUAAUGUAGCUGUGUGAUGAAAAAAAAUGCACUUAUCUGAAAAGCAAAACAAGACUUGGCCAUUCAUAACACAAAGCGGACAAAAAUGGAAUACUUCUCGAGCAUCUGUUGCACAAUUCCAAAUUAAAAGUGCCAACGUCUAAGUUAAAUACAUGUAAAAAGCGUUACUUUUUUUUAUCUAAGCGGUUUACUUUUUCCUGAGCAUGCAUAUGAACAGACUCAACAUGGGCUUGGAAUGUACAGCAAUAGCUAUUUCUUGAUAUGUUCUUAAUUGCUUUGCUUAUUGGCUAUCAUGACUCGAUUACUUCAAAUAAUUAUAAUCAUAGUAAUAGUUCAUAAUAAUAAGCACUGCCCUGUAAAUUGUUACAUAUACCCUUGCUCAGUUAAAUCCAAUUCAUAUACCGUAUCAAAAUGUCUUAUGAUUACUUUUGAUGUUCAUUACCUCCAGCAAGGAAACUUUCAUCAUAAUUGAUGUGCAUUUAAAUUCUUAAUGUAUUUUUUAUCUUUUGCAUUGGAUCUUUUACAGUUAUUGGUGUAUUCGAUGCCGUCCGGCGUAGGUGAGUAUGCACUUAUGUAGGCACACGAGAAAAAAAAGUCGAUUGCUUUUUAUUGAAUAAAAUAGUGCAGAACUGCUGUGAGUGCAUCAAAAUGUGCUCGUCUACUCAUGGGUUUAGUUACUGUACAGUAGCAAAUGCACAAGCUGAGGGUUACAAUGUGUGUGAACCUACAAUGGAUCUGGCUGCUGUGUUUCAAUGUACAACACAACCAAGUCAUUUGAAGUGCAUUUCAAAUUAGAUGUGAAAAUAGCUUUCUUAUGUUCAAAUCUGAAUUAUAUUCGAUCAGACUGAGUACUGAGCAUGUCGUGUCCUUGGGAAAUAUUUUGUGGAUUCUUUCUUUGUCAUUGAUGUUCCAUUACAGAUUAAAAUGGAGGUUUUUACAACGUUGGCCACUAGAUGACAGUC